Molecule: messenger RNA, 228 nt
Organism: Iphiclides podalirius (scarce swallowtail)
Lineage: Eukaryota; Metazoa; Arthropoda; Insecta; Lepidoptera; Papilionidae
Source: the annotation of a GenBank genome assembly
AUGGUGGCAGCCGCCCUGAUGAUGGCGCGCUGCCUCGCGCUGCUGCUGCUGCUGCUCUACCUCUGCGCGCCGCGACGGGCCCCCGCUCGAAGGCUACAUCUGACGAGGCGUAGACUGAAGCCCGAAUCGUGGACUUGCUGCAACCGGGUUGAAUUUUCGAGCACACCGUUCUCACAAUGGAAACUCACGAUCUCUGUACGUGGUGUCGCAGUCUACCGAUACCUGAAU